AUGUGGGAUACAGAGCGGAUUCCAGGUACACUUGAUGUUAAUAUGUUAACUUUGGAUGGUGUUGUUAUGGGUCCACAGAUUUGUGCUUUUGAUGAUUGCACCAAUGACCUUCUCAAUGCUCAUGGUGGUGCACUCUGUGCAACACAUGAAGCUUUACUUGCAAAUAAAUGUUGUGUGGUUGGCUGUUCUAAAUACAAGAUUCAAGGAACACAAGCUUGUGCUGAACAUGUUGCUGACUGGAAGAAAAGUAUUCAUGAUUGCAGUAAAGCCACCAUUAAUGGUAUUCGGUGUGUUCUUCAACGUCCUGGUGAACGACAAGAGUGGCCAAACAUCUUUGAUGCUGCUAUUCAGCUGCCACAUGAUGAUGAGGUUGAGACUGAAAAUCCUCAACCCACCAUAAAACGAAAGACCUAUUUCUCACCCAAUCACUCAUAUUGUGUUGAAACAGCAUGUUCACCAUGUGGAGUUGUCAUUGCAUGGACCAAAUUUCCAAAAUCUGAAUCUCCAACUAACAUUCUUAAUUGGCUUGAUGAAUUGUUUCCUAACAAGGAAGAUCGGCCUUCUUAUAUAUGCAUUGACAAAGCAUGUCAAGUUUUCAAAACAGCUGUUGGAAGUGAGAGAUGGAAAGACUGGACAGACACAACUUGUUUUAUUAUUGACACAUAUCACUACAACAAUCACUGUGCCAAAGAUGAAAUUUGUUGGAAAUGGUGUAAUCCUGCACCAAAAGAUGGUAGUGCACCAAAUCUUGUGGGAGAAACAAUUGAUGAGGAUGGCAAUCUUAUUCAAUGGAGAGAAUUUAACACUCAAGUCUGUGAACAGCUUAAUGCAUGGCUUGCUGGUUAUGAAUCUAUUUUGAAGCAAAUGACAUUUCAAAUUUUCAAUUGGUUUAUACAUACUAUGCUUGUUUACCAUGUCAAGCAUGUGCUUGCCAAGAUGACAUCUAUGGAGGAUGAUGAAUCAGCAGAUGAAGAAAGCAGUGAUGAAGAAAGUAGUCAUGAAGAAAGCAAUCAGGAGGAAGAAAUGGAUUCAAAAAGUGAAAGUGCCGAGGUCGUUCAGGCAAUUGGCAAAGUGUGGGAAAGAGCUAUGGACCCCGAGGCUUCAUCCGACCCUUCGAUUAGGAAUUUGCAGGCCGCCUUUGAUAAAUUGUUGACGAGGGGAGAUGAGUUUACCAAGAUGGAUCGUAUGGACCUGGUUCGUCAUAGCGAAAUUCACCAGGAGGUGCUCAGAUCCCUGCCUGACAGCAUAGCGACAACGAGCCAUUAUCGGUAUGUUUUGGCCACCUUGAGGAGGGAGAAGGACCGGUUGCGUGAACAAAUCGAUUCAGACCGUGAUCUGGUUGCAGCAAUGGACGCUACUUUAGAAGGACUACGGCCAUUCAUCCCAGACGAGAUCCCAGACAAGGGGAAGGGGAGGGACAAAAGGGAUGGACCAGGGUUUAAGUAG
Molecule: messenger RNA, 1446 nt
Organism: Laccaria bicolor S238N-H82
Lineage: Eukaryota; Fungi; Basidiomycota; Agaricomycetes; Agaricales; Hydnangiaceae
Exons: 3
Coding region: 1-1446 (481 amino acids)
Source: RefSeq, a predicted model, not a curated record